This is a messenger RNA of Trichogramma pretiosum, 2462 nucleotides long. RefSeq lists its product as uncharacterized. Lineage: Eukaryota; Metazoa; Arthropoda; Insecta; Hymenoptera; Trichogrammatidae. The record is from RefSeq and is a predicted model, not a curated record. Gene Ontology annotation, molecular function: nucleic acid binding. The transcript has 8 exons. Bases 1 to 2448 code for a protein of 815 amino acids.
AUGAAACCAUCAAAACUGUGCUCGACGGAGCAACGCAUCAUCAUCGAGUUGUGCCAUCAGAACGGGCAAAAUGUGGAGGAGACACUGCAAGAGCUCCAACGGAGAUUCGGAGAGAACGCGGCCGGUCGCACUCAGGUUUACCAGUGGUACACGCGAUGCAGCGCUGGCGAGCCCUGGAUACCGGACUGCGACACCCCCUCGAACGACCCGGAGAUCGAGAGGCUGCGUCUGAUGCUGCUCGAGGACAAGAGGCUCAGCGUGUCGCAGCUGUGCGAUCGUCUGGCUCUGUCGCGCGACAGGGUCGAGGCUAUAUUGCGAGACGAGCUGCGAGUCGUCCGGUGCGUCGGAAAAUUCGUGCCCGAACAGCUUGGCCAGCACGAAAAGCUCUGGAGGCUCGGAGCUUGCAAGAAGCUGCGCGAACGAUGCUCCAACGAUCCGGACUUCCUUGACAAAAUUGUCACCGGCGACGAGGUUGUUCUGUACGCCGAAAACGGAUCGGAUGAGGCGAUCGUGAAAACUACGUUCAUCGUAUUUUUUGCUAAGAGAGGAAUUGUUUAUUAUGAAUUUUUACCCCAUAGGGAGACUUUGACGGCGAUUUAUUAUUGUGAAGUAAUCAAAAGAUUGAGUUUGAGAAUAGGCGAUCAAAGAAAGUGGAUUUUACAUCAUCAUGAAGAUACAAAUGCUCAUUCAUCUCCUAAGCUGCAAGAGUAUUUGAAAAAAAAAAAUGUUGAUGUGCUGUCAUAUACACCAAAUUCUCCAGAUCUGGCACCGUGUGACAUUUUUCUCAUACCUAAAUUAAAACAAGGCUUAAAACGAGUACAGUUGCAAACUGUUAAGCAGUUACAAAAGAAAAUAAUUCAAAUUAUCAAUAACAUUAAGCUGACAGAAUUUGUAAAUGGAUUUAAUCAAUGGCAAGAAAUAUGGGAUCAAUGCAUAAAUAUAAAAGGGGAUUACUUCUGUGAUAAGCAAAACAAAAACUCAAAUAUUAGUGAUAUACAUUCACCAAAGUCAUUAAGCAGUGUUAAUUCCAAUGCUUCAAUAGUAGAUCCAUUAGAGCAGUGUAUCAACCAAAAUAUUAUUAAUGAAAACAUUGCUCCUUCAACAAGUGACUUGACUUGUGAUCAAAUAGAUUUAUCCAUAGACAAAAAUCAAUUUAGUCCAUCAAAUAGUGCCAUAAAAUUUGAAUUGCGGUAUUUCGUUUCAGAUAAUUCAAAUAAAGUCACUAAAUAUUUAGAAGGCCAAAAUAAUUUAAAAGUAGAAAUUCAAUGUCCACAAUGUCGAAUAAAAUUUCAAAGCAGUAAAUCAAUCUAUAAAACACACAUAGAAAGUUGUAGAGGAAUAUUUUAUUUGAAAUGUAUGGAUUGUAGUUAUGUCACCAUCAACAUAGAUAAUAUGAAACAUCACCUUUUCAAUAAGCAUGAACAAGAAGAUACAGAUGAUGAAAUUUUAAACAAAAUGAUUGAAACUUCUCCACGAUUGUUUUAUAAUUGUCAAAACAAAAUUAAUUACAGUUACAAAGGUUUUAAUAAACUUGAUCUUCAGGAAGUUAUGGAUCUUUAUUGUUCUAAUUGCAAUAUAACAUAUAUUGAACAAAAAACAAUUCAAUAUUGUGUAAAAUGCCAAAGCCCUUUAAAAAAUCGUUGCAUGAAUUGUAAAAAACAUUUAGAAGAUUGCCCAUCUUCAACAACACAUUUGAAUAUAGGAUGUUAUCCAAAUUUAAAUCAAGAAGACAAAAAUUUAGAAAAUAUCAGCUGCACUGAAUGCAAAUGUAUUUUUGUAAAUAGUUAUCAUUUCAAGAUGCAUUUCAAAAAUAAUUGUAAAGUUGAUACUCAACCUACCCUCGUAAAUACCUGUUUAUCUGAGUCUGAAGAAGAUUUUCUGACUGAUGAUCCCAGUCCACCGAAAAAAAUAAAACUCUUGAAAUAUUGUAUGAGAUGUUCAGCAAUAUAUGAUCACAAUGGUUUGAGAAAAUGCUUGAAAUGCAGAGAUAUUCCUUUGAUAAAUAUUUACAAACUGUGUCCUCAAUGUAAAAAAAUUUUUCAAGAUAAAGAUCACUUUGCAAAACAUGUACUACGAUGUACAUGGACUGGACCUAUUUAUGCCUGUGGUCUUUGUAAAUAUGAAGGAUAUAUUUUGCUGGAUCUUAAAGAACACAUAAUGAAUAGUCAUCAAGGAACUCGUGUAAAUAAUAUAAGCCCAAAGAAAAAUUCAAAUACUAGUUCAAAAAUUGAGUUUACGACAUCAAUCUCUAGUCCAAAGUCUGAAAAUGGUUCUAAAACUUUCUUCAAGUGCACACAUUGCAAUGCAAUCAUGAGUUCACUCAAACUAUUUCAAGAUCAUCUUUUCAAUGAAUGUAAUCCCAAUUUUUUUAAAUCUAGGCCAACUUUCAACAUUCCAAUAGCUCAGUUGAACUGUGGUCCGAAGCUUAUAAGUAAAUGUCAUGAAUGACACAUCGACGUGCG